AUGAAGAUUGCCUCGCUUGCCUUCCUUGUCUGCACAACUCUCGCUUCAUCGCAACAAUAUUUGGUGCCUCCGCAUCUCAAGAACGAUAACUAUCAUGAAGUCUCAACCGACUUAGUUGUCCAAGAAGCUAAAGGCAAGUACUUUUUCGGAAUCAAGGUUCCUCUUGCUGAUUCCACUGACUACACAUUUGGCGUCAAAUUCGAUAAUGGUCGCACGUCUUUCGUCAAGGGUUCUGGAUGUCAUACUCCUGGUGGAAAGUGUUCCUUAGCAUCAGGCGAUGACUUCCCUUGGAAGUUCGGUGAUGUAAUAAGUUUUGGCGUUGUCCAAAAUGGUGACAACGAUUUGAAGUUGCUGGCAGGUAUUCAGGUUAAUGACACCGCUGGGGAAAGUUUCACCGCAACAAUCAAUGGCAUUGGUCAAUUGACCAGCUUUGAGGUGUUACAAAACAACGUCGAUGCGGAGAAUUGCCCUGGUAAGGCAAAGAGUUUAUUCUCCGAGAUUCGUUACGUCACUAAAGAUGUUGAUCGGGAGAUUCCUCUUUUAGGCGAUCUUCAAAUCGUCAGCGACGCCAACGAGUUGGAAUGCUCCAGAAACAAGUACAAUUACGCAAUUGCCGUGGACUCCGAUGGCAAAGUCAUCUUGGGAUCAGGAUUAGAUGGAUCUCAAGACGAAGAGCUCACCCCUGGCAAGGUACCUAUUAAUGAUGCUACCUCUGAUGGAGAAAGUACUGGGGUACCUUCAGAAGAUAGCCAUGAUGAACCCUCUAAACCCACAAAAACCACUACCACGAAUACCCAACAAUCAGUGGGACAGAACGACGGUAUGAACCCCGUUUCAACUCACACUGAGGACAGAAAGCCAGAGAAGCCAGAGGAAAACUCCAAAACCCCUACCAAGGCUGAUGGAGAAGGCUUAGUUUACAUUCCUAGUGCCGUUACCACUGAGAUUGAUGGCAAGCAAACCACUUUUGUGACGGUAGUGAAGGGUACCACUGACGAUUCUGAGCAGGGUAAGGCAUUGAAGACACUUGCCCCAUUAUACACCAUGUUCGGGGAAUGGUGA
Molecule: messenger RNA, 1062 nt
Organism: Diutina rugosa
Lineage: Eukaryota; Fungi; Ascomycota; Pichiomycetes; Serinales; Debaryomycetaceae
Exons: 1
Coding region: 1-1062 (353 amino acids)
Source: RefSeq, a predicted model, not a curated record